CGUUUUUAUUCCACAAAAGCACGCUCUCUCACUAAACCCACCACCACCGUCAUCAUCAGCAAGCUCUCCUGACUGCUGCCACCUUCGUAUGAAAACAAAAGGUGGUAGAUGCAUGAGCGUUCAUCAGCUUCUCUGUCCUGAGUCCUGACCCUUAUUCGCCUUUCUUUUUAACCAGAUUUCACUAGUACAACAUCUCUCUAUGGGUGUCCUUUGUGUUUUAAGCCUUUAAGGUCAUUCAACUACCACCUUCUCGCCGUCUGAGGAGGAGUAAGGUGCUAAAUGUUUCAAUUUGUCGACUAAACCAUUGUGCAUCAAGAGGAGGAUAGGGAUCCACCAUGGUGAGCUUACGAAGGCGUAGGCUCUUGGGACUUUGCUCAGGGAGAAAUUCUUUCCUGUCGCCUUUAACUAGAUUUUUUGGUAAUGGAAGUUGUACUGAAAGUCCUAUCCAGCAUUCAAAAUCCAUUAGUGUGCAUCCCCUGCCAUUUGGUGAUGCCAACCAGCCACGGAGGAAAACUAGUGUCUGCUUAGGACCUGGAUCAUCAGAUACACUGGGUUCUACCUCACCAAAAGAACUCCACAAUGAACAAUAUUCAGAGCAACCAAUCAAACGUAGGAAGCGACACCGGAGGAAGCAUGUGCAAAACCAAGAACCAUGUCUAAUGAGAGGUGUGUAUUUCAAGAAUAUGAAGUGGCAGGCAGCUAUAAAAGUUGAUAAGAAACAAAUCCACUUGGGGACUGUUGGUUCACAAGAAGAGGCUGCCAAUCUGUAUGACAGAGCUGCUUUCAUGUGUGGGAGGGAACCCAACUUUGAGCUGUCAGAAGAGGAGAAGCAAGAACUUAGGAACUUUGAUUGGGAUGAAUUCUUGGCAUACACUCGCCGUUCCAUUAAUAAUAAAAAGCACAAGAGAAGGCUCAGAGCAGGGAUGGAGAAAAAGAGUGAGCCGAGCGAGGUUUCAAUGCAGAGCAGUGACUGGGAUAGCAAACAAGGGGUCAAUGGCUUCUCGGGUUCAGAAGAUGCAGAUCCAGACUCAUCAGUCUCUUGAAAGUUCUGUUGUGCAAAUCCAGCGGAUUACCAGCUCUAGCUCUUGCCUGGCCUCCUCCCAGUUUUUGGUGUACAACAGGCUACAUUAUGGAGCAAAUGAUGGUAAAUUUAGUUAUCAUUAGUAAGUAUAGAUCGAAUAAGUGAUUCAAAAUUAUAAGCAUCCUAACCAAUGCAAUUUCAUUCUUGAGAUCGAUCGAUUAAAGGAUGCAAAGCUGUUGUGCAUCUAAUCUCUUCUCUUGGGCCCCAAAGUGCUUUAGAAACUUUGUUCCCAACUUGUAUGAAGAAAAGUAUUCUGUUUUCCUGACUGCUUACUUGUUGGAGUUGUUAAUGUUAAGUCAUUAGUGAAUCCCGGCACGCUGAACGCUUAAAGACCA
Molecule: messenger RNA, 1416 nt
Organism: Tripterygium wilfordii
Lineage: Eukaryota; Viridiplantae; Streptophyta; Magnoliopsida; Celastrales; Celastraceae
Product: ethylene-responsive transcription factor-like protein At4g13040
Exons: 7
Coding region: 336-1043 (235 amino acids)
Biological process (GO): regulation of DNA-templated transcription
Molecular function (GO): DNA binding; DNA-binding transcription factor activity
Source: RefSeq, a predicted model, not a curated record